AGAGAGAGAGAGAGAGAGAGAGAGAGAGAGAGAGGGAGGGAAAAAGGCUUAAUUAAUUCAGGCUGGAUGGGAGGGAGGGAUGUUGCUGCCUCUACCAUGGCUCCAGUGCCUGUGCUGUGCCUCUCUGUGUAGCUGGAGCGGUACUGUGUUGCUGUAGCUGCUGUGAGAGGCUGCUCACUGCUCUGCCCACGGGGAAAGCGAGACCCAUGCCCCGGCCGGCUUGGAAAGGACUCCCUAUCAACCCAUACUGAAGAAAGCAUCACACACAGGGAUGGGCAGAGGGACUAAACAUCUGCGAGUAAUAUACCCGGAAGCGGUGAAUGGUGUGCACGCCUCCUGAGUUGGACUAGAAGUCUACUCUGAAUACCUCUUCUCCACCGGCAGCGUCUUGGAGCAGCCUCUGGGAUAAGUUCAGUUGCCCUGGGGGGUACGAACAAAGGAUCCAAUUCGGGAAAGCUGUAUUUCUGGUCGUAAUGCUGCUUGUGUCUGUGUAAACAGAGAGAGAGAGGCCAAGAGACCUGCAUCUGGCUGGACCGCCAUAUCACGUACUGAUCCACCAUCUCUGAUGUCUGCCACCACCUGCACUCACUGGGAAGGAUCUGGGAUGACGCCAUGACAGAUAUUAACCUCCUCAGCUCCACACAGGGAUAACCACACUAGAACCUCAUUCCACCUCAGAGGCACAUCCACCACCAUCCUCCCUCACGUCCAUCCCAGCUGGCACCAUGAUGGGAGACGGAGUCGGGAGCUGGGAGUGUCUGAGUCCGUCUGAGUUCGGUCAGCUGCAGCAGUAUAGCGAGUAUUCCACCAAGAAGCUGAAGGAUGUUCUGGGGGAGUUUCACGGUGAAGGAGUCCUCUCCAAGUACAAUCCUGAGCAGCCCAUAGACUACCAGGGUUUCCAGCUUUUCAUGGCCACCUACCUGGAGAACGACAUCCCUGAGGAGCUGUGUCAGCACCUAUUCACCUCCUUCAAGAGCAAGACAGGGGACUGCUCUCCUGAGAUGCCCCGAGCAGGAGUAGGACUCCUGGAGCCACGUUCCAUUGAUGCAGGCAUCUCUAUACAGACUGAAGUGGCCUGUGCCCCCAUAACAGGAAUGAAUGGAAAGAGCAUCCUGAAAGCCAUGGGUCGACCCACACCGGAGCCUUCCACUAUGAUGGCCUCAUGUUCAGGUGCCAUAUCCAUCUCUCCCUGCUCCUCCCGUUCCUCCUCACAGCGCUCUGGGAUGGGGCCCCACGCGCCUGGGGGGUCCUACCGCUCACCUGCCUGCACCCAGGUCAAACCCUCCACAUGCAGCAGUAGUAACACCCUGACCCCCACCCCAGCCAAGUCCCCAGCCUCCCCUCGCCUCUCCCCAGAGAGAAUCAGAGGGGAGAAGAGGAGGAGCCUGUCCCCAUUACCUUCCCCCCAGGUGGUGUUUCUGAAGGACAUUGUGUGUUACCUGUCCCUACUGGAGAGGGGCACACCAGAGGACAAGCUGGAGUUCAUGUUCCGGCUGUACGACACAGAUGGCAACGGAGUACUGGACAGCUCGGAACUGGACCGCAUCAUCAAUCAGAUGGUCCACGUGGCAGAGUACCUGGAAUGGGACUCGGCAGAGCUGCGACCGAUCCUGAAGGAGAUGAUGGAGGAGAUAGACUAUGACCAGGACGGAACAGUCACCCUGGAGGAGUGGAUCAGAGGAGGCCUCACCACCAUCCCUCUGCUGGUCCUGCUGGGCAUGGAGACGAAUGUUCAGGAUGAUGGUCAGCAUGUGUGGAAACUGAAGCACUUCAACAAGCCAGCCUACUGUAACUACUGCCACACCAUGCUGCUGGGAGUUCGCAAGCAGGGCCUCUGCUGCUCCAUAUGCAAGUACACAGUCCAUGAACGCUGUGUGUCCAAAGACAUUGCUGCCUGCAUCAGCACCUACGCCAAGUCCCGCAGACACACCAAUGUCAUGCAGCAUGUCUGGAUAGAGGGAAACUCUCCCACUAAGUGUGACCGCUGUCACAGAAGUAUCAAGUGCUACCAGGGCUUAACGGGCCUACACUGUGUGUGGUGUCAGAUCACUGACCGUCAUUCUGUUGUGAAGCGGGGUGAAGGGGACUCCCCGCCCAGCAGCAGCCCUGACAACAUAAGUCAGAGCUUGAAAUUCACAGGAGACGGACAAGCACUGCAGAUCACUCCUCUCCCGGGUACACAUCCCCUCCUGGUCCUGGUCAACCCAAAGAGUGGAGGGAGACAGGGGGAGCGGGUAUUGAGAAAGUUCCAGUACCUGCUGAACCCCAGGCAGGUGUACAGUCUCGACCGAGGGGGACCCAUGGUGGGGCUCAACUUCUUCCAUGAUGUCCCUAAUUUCCAGGUGCUGGCAUGUGGAGGGGACGGCACAGUGGGAUGGAUCUUAGACUGUAUUGACAAGGCCAACUUUGCAAAAGAUCCCCCUGUGGCUAUCCUCCCUCUGGGCACAGGGAACGACCUGGCAAGAUGUCUACGCUGGGGCGGAGGUUAUGAGGGAGGCAGCCUGCUGAAGUUCCUGCGGGACAUAGAACACAGCACAGAUAUGAUGCUGGACCGAUGGAACAUCGACAUUAUCCCUGUAGACAAGGAGGAGAAGGGAGACCCAGUCCCCAACAGCAUCGUCAACAACUACUUCUCCAUCGGAGUGGACGCCUCCAUUGCUCACCGCUUCCACUUGAUGAGAGAGAAGCACCCAGAGAAAUUCAACAGCAGAAUGAAGAACAAGUUGUGGUACUUUGAGUUUGGCACCACUGAGACCAUCUCUGCCACGUGCAAGAAACUCAAUGAGUGUAUCGAAGUCGAGUGUGACGGUAUCAUCCUGGACCUCAGCAGCACGUCAUUGGAAGGCAUCGCCGUCCUCAACAUACCCAGCAUGCACGGCGGCUCCAACCUGUGGGGAGAGACCAAGAAAAGGCGGAACUACAACCGCAUGAGCAGGAAGGUUCCGGAUAGGAUGCCCACCAGUACCAUCAUCGAUAUAAAGGAGCUCAAGUUCUGUGUUCAGGCCAGCGGCAAGAAGAAUGUCAGCUCUCUGUGGUGUCGCACGGGUGACGCUGUAACCCUCAAUGAGUUAUGA
Messenger RNA from Oncorhynchus nerka (sockeye salmon), 3074 nucleotides. RefSeq names its product diacylglycerol kinase beta-like. Gene Ontology annotation, biological process: diacylglycerol metabolic process; intracellular signal transduction; lipid phosphorylation. NCBI's taxonomy places the organism in Eukaryota, Metazoa, Chordata, Actinopteri, Salmoniformes, Salmonidae. The coding region runs from base 726 to 3074 and encodes 782 amino acids. Gene Ontology annotation, cellular component: plasma membrane. The transcript has 24 exons. Gene Ontology annotation, molecular function: ATP-dependent diacylglycerol kinase activity; calcium ion binding. The record is from RefSeq and is a predicted model, not a curated record.